Messenger RNA from Solanum dulcamara, 1274 nucleotides. RefSeq names its product 1-aminocyclopropane-1-carboxylate oxidase homolog. The record is from RefSeq and is a predicted model, not a curated record. The transcript has 3 exons. The coding region runs from base 39 to 1148 and encodes 369 amino acids. Lineage: Eukaryota; Viridiplantae; Streptophyta; Magnoliopsida; Solanales; Solanaceae.
CCUCAGUUACUCUUGUUCAUAACAUCCUAGUAAAGAAUAUGGUACUCUCUAGUACUCAUGAUGUUCAGAAAAGUUAUGACAAAAUGUGUGAGUUAAAAGCCUUUGAUGAUACAAAGGCUGGUGUCAAAGGGCUUGUUGAUUCUGGAAUCACUAAGGUACCUCAAAUAUUUAUUCUACCACCAAAAAAUAGGCCGGGGUUGUCGGAUACAAGUGAAACACAGUUCAUUUUCCCAGUAAUAGACCUUGAAGGCAUCGACGAGGACCCAAUCAAGCAUAAAGACAUUGUGGACAAAAUUCGAGAUGCAUCAGAGACAUGGGGUUUCUUCCAAGUGGUUAAUCAUGGCAUUCCAACAUCUGUCCUGGAAGAAAUGCUGCAAGGAAUACGGCAGUUUUUUGAGCAAGAUGUCGAGGUUAAGAAACAGUAUUACACUCGAGAUACUACGAAAAGGGUGAUUCAUACUAGCAAUUUUGAUUUGUAUAGCCCUUCUGUUCCAGCUGCAAAUUGGAGAGACACACUUUUCUGUUUAAUGGCUCCUAAUCCACCCAGUCCACAAGAAUUGCCAACAGCAUGUGGGGAAAUACUAAUGGAAUAUUCUAAGGAUGUGAUGAAAUUAGGCUGCUCCUUACUUGAAUUAUUGUCAGAAGGUCUUGGUCUUGAUCGUUGCCAUCUCAAGGAUAUGGAUUGCGCGGAGGGGCUAGGUAUUUUGGGACAUUACUAUCCAGCAUGCCCUCAGCCAGAACUCGCAAUAGGCACCAACAAACAUUCUGACAAUGAUUUUAUCACAGUGCUUCUACAAGAUCAUAUCGGAGGACUUCAAGUGCUUCACCAGAAUCAAUGGGUUAAUGUUCCUCCUACACCUGGUGCUCUUGUCGUGAACAUCGGAGAUCUUCUUCAGCUCAUAUCAAAUGACAGGUACAUAAGUGUUGACCACAGAGUAUUGGCAAAUAAAGUUGGACCAAGAAUAUCAGUUGCAAGCUUCUUCUACACAGGUUCACUGCCAUCUUCCAAGCUUUAUGGACCGAUUAUUGAAUUGUUGUCGGAAGAUAAUCCUCCAAAAUAUCGUGCAACCACAGUGAAAGACUACCGUGAGUACUUCCGUAAAAAAGGUCUAGAUGGAACUUCUGCAUUGUCGCGUUACAGGAUCUAAUCCUAAUGUAAAAUUGAAUUUAUCAUUAGAACUGAGAAUUUUACUUUCCAUGCUUGUUUUGAUGGUUAUUACCUAUUGUAUUGUAACCUAUUGUUACUUUAAAUACAAUGUUUGUUUUGAUUGUUA